Hermetia illucens (black soldier fly) is the source of this 2361-nucleotide messenger RNA. RefSeq names its product ankyrin repeat and MYND domain-containing protein 2. Gene Ontology annotation, molecular function: protein binding. NCBI's taxonomy places the organism in Eukaryota, Metazoa, Arthropoda, Insecta, Diptera, Stratiomyidae. Bases 149 to 1351 code for a protein of 400 amino acids. The record is from RefSeq and is a predicted model, not a curated record. The transcript is spliced from 3 exons.
AUUUUUGACAUAUGGCAAAGAAUUUUUAUCACCGCUGCCGAAAACUUCAAAAUCUCCAUUGAGUUGUGUCAAGUUUAUCGGGAAUUGUUAAUAAAUUUCGCGCUAUUCGGACUCAGCAUAGUUGACGGAGUGAAGAACAGGAUCGAAGAUGGCGAACGAGAGCAAUUUGACGGAUGUGCAGCGACAAAUGUUCGAGAAAAUCGCGAAAAAUGAGGCGUCGGAGUUCAGAGCGCUACUGACACAAAACAAAGGUUCCGUAAACUUUGUGGACGAGAACGGGAUGAGUCCGUUGCAGCACGCCUGCUACAAGGGCAACAAGGAAAUCGUACAAAUGCUACUCGAUCAGGGAGCAGAUGUAAAUUACUGCCAGCAUGGCGCCAACUAUACGUCUCUACAUUUUGCUGCACUCAAUGGAAAUCCAGAAAUCGUUCUACUACUCCUCGAGGCUGGCGUGAAGCCAAACACUGAAAACUCAGUGAACAGGACAGCAGCUCAAAUGGCAGCUUUCGUUGGCAAUCACCAUUGCGUGGCCAUUAUAAAUAACUUUGUACCAAAAUCGGAAGUGGAAUACUACUCCAUAUUACAGGGACAACAAACUGAGCCUUAUUUACCGCCGGCCCUAGUAGAUGGUUUUCAUAAAUUCGUCAUCCAAGUUAAUCUUCAUCCCGUUCGGAUAGCGCUGAAUCUACAAAAAGUGGGAACACUCGCAGAUCACCUGAAGAAAAUUAAAAAAGUCCUGGAAUUGAUGACUGAGCGUGAAAUUAAGAAGAAGUACGACAGGAGUGAAGUGAUGGCUUUCAAAUACCACUACUUGGGUUGGAUAGUUGGGGAAAUUAUCCGCUGCCAGGAGCAUUUUCAUUCACGCCGGGAGCAAGGCAGUACUGAGUCGCGGCAUGACUUUGUUGAAAUGUUUGCAAAGCGAGUGCUGAAAGAGAACAAACCGGGACAACCGGACUACAUUGAGUAUACCAUUCGGGAUUGCGCCCGGGAAUUCCCGUUCCGAGAAUGUACAAUAUUCAAGCAGGUGGUGACACAGUUGGCGAAUCCAGAAGCGCCGCCAGCUUUAGAGGUUCUAAAGAACGCUAUCAAUGGGCAUCGCGGUUUCAUGGACGACAUUACAUACUGCAGCUCAUGUGGUGAAGAGAAGCCGGACAAGAAAUGUUCAAAAUGCAAAGAAGUGCAAUACUGUGAUCGUGAGUGUCAACGCCUCCACUGGUUCGUGCAUAAGAAGUCAUGCGCCAGACCGACCUCGUCGAGUGCUUCGGCAGAGCGAUCAUCAGCCCAGACUAAUAAACGAGAAAUAGACACUGCUGAAAUCACUGAACAACUACAAGGCUUGGUUGCUAGCUAAGCGACCACCCGUACUACCCUUUAGUCACGCAAAAGGAACUAAGAUAGCAGGCAGGCGUUCACUUCUCCGCAACAUGUACCCUAGGUGUGCUCUAUUCUGUUCGCAUUCUCGUUGCAGUUGCGAAGUAAAUAUAAGUCAGUUUGUAUAGUUGUAUUCAAGUGUAUCAAAAAUGAAGAAAAAGUCUUACGAAACGGAUGAAUCCUCGUCUGUGGACGAGUGAACGCUGCCCCUGAUCAGUCUUUUACUACAACUACUAUUGAUUUCAAAUCAUAGACAAAUAUUAUUUUAAUAUUGAUAUAAUUAUAUUUGAUGACCAAAUCGCCAUUUUAUAAAUCGUCGAGUGAAUGUGUUUUUGCGGAAUGUGAUUUAAUAUCGACAAAAUACACAAAAUAUUUUUGAGUUCUGUUUGCUAAGUACCUAAUCACCGGAAUCCAACGUUUUCCAGAGUUUGAGAAAUGAGAAAUGAACCUAGAAUGGUGGACAUGAACGACAAAAGGAACAAAAUUAGUUGUGAAGGAGUUGGUACCUUAAAUUUUUUGUUAGAUUUAGAUUAAAGUCGAGUGAGUAUAGUCAACGGCGGCGGCGAAUUCCAAGUAACUACGCGAGACUCAUUUAAAAUUUGCUCUUCUGAGAUGUAGUUAUGAAGAUUUAACGCUCAAUUGACGGAUAUCAAGUCGCUGAUUAAUUUGUAAAUAAAAUUCUAUGAACAUUAUGCUCUUAAUGUUUAAAAAUAUGGAGAUUGUGAAGAGAAGGAAAAACAAUACUAAAACGCAUUUUUAUAAUAAUGUCUUGACAAAGUGAUUAUGAAAUAAGAAAAACGUGAGAGACAAACAUAAAUUAUGUGGCCAUGAAUGCAUAAAAUAAAACAACACCCAUACACAAUUUAUAUAUUUUUUUUUGUUUUCUAACAUUCUGUAUUUUGUUAUGUAUAAAACUGUAUUGACGAUAAACAUAUUUUGAUUGUCAAUUGAUUGAAAUAGACACAGUAAUAAAAAAAAUCACAAGAACAA